Molecule: messenger RNA, 1423 nt
Organism: Aethalodelphis obliquidens (Pacific white-sided dolphin)
Lineage: Eukaryota; Metazoa; Chordata; Mammalia; Artiodactyla; Delphinidae
Gene: PLK5
Product: polo like kinase 5 (inactive)
Biological process (GO): regulation of G1/S transition of mitotic cell cycle; protein phosphorylation; DNA damage response
Cellular component (GO): spindle pole; centrosome; nucleus
Molecular function (GO): protein kinase activity; protein binding; ATP binding
Source: RefSeq, a predicted model, not a curated record
CAGGUAACUUCUUCCUGAACAAGAACAUGGAGGUGAAGAUCGGAGACCUGGGGCUGGCCACCAGGGUGGGCCCAGGAGGCCGCUGCCACAGAGUGCUCUGUGGGACCCCAAACUUCCUGGCCCCGGAGGUCGUGUCCAGAAACGGGCACUCCUGCCAGUCGGACAUCUGGGCUCUGGGCUGCGUCAUGUACAUGGUGCUGACUGGCGCCCCUCCCUUCGUGGCGGCACCCUUGUCGGAGAUGUACCAGAAUAUCCGAGACGGCCGCUACCCCGAGCCUGCACAUCUGUCCUCCAAUGCACGCCGCCUCAUUGCCCGCCUGCUGGCACCCAACCCGGCCGAGCGGCCCAGCCUGGACCACCUGCUGCAGGAUGACUUUUUCACGCAGGGCUUCACCCCGGACCGGCUGCCGCCCCACUCCUGCCACAGCCUGCCCAUCUUCUCCAUCCCCCAGCCUCUGGGCAGGCUCUUCUGGAGGGUGGGCCGGCUGCUGCUGCCCCAGUGCCGGAGGCCUUGCCCCUUCACUCCUAAGGAGGCUUCAGGUCCAGGAGAAGACGGCCCUGACCCUGACUCCAUGGAGUGCGGUAGUGAGGCCUCCCUGUCAGAGGGAGGGGCUCCGUGCCCUGAGCGCCCUGUCCACCUGCUCAGCCAGGGGACCCUCGGGAGUGACCCGGCGGGGCCCCAGGGGAGCCCGAGGCAGGAAGUAGAGGCAGCCAUCAGGAGCCUGCAGCUUUGCCUGGACUCUGGCGCCCCAGCCACGCAGGACCCCCCAGGAGAGCAGCGGCCCAUCCUCUGGGCCCCCAAGUGGGUGGAUUAUUCCAGCAAGUACGGCUUUGGCUACCAAUUGUCAGACGGGGGCAGUGGUGUCGCUUCGGGAUGGCACCCACAUGGCCCUGCGUCCCGCAGAGGGGAGGGGGGCCUGUCCACAGCCGCCUGGCCGGCAGCCCCCAGCCUCUGCCUGCUGCGCUUCCUGGUGUCCGAGCGGGCCGCACUCCUGCUGUUCAGUGAUGGGACGGUGCAGGUCAGCUGCAGUGGAGACCAGGCUCAACUCGUGCUGAGUGGUGGGUGUGAAGAGCUGCGGCUCACGGUCUGGGAGCAGGGCCAGCCUGGCACCUCCUACCCGCUGGGCGUCCUGCGGAGCCACGGCUGUGCUCCGGCUGCCCGCCAGCACCUUCAGCAUGCGAUCCACAUGCUUCAGAGCAUCUAGCUUCCCUGAGGGUCAAGGUGGACCUCUGCAUGUUGAUGCCUAGGACCCAAGCUCCCUUUCUGUCCCUUUUGCUCCCCCAGAGGGGACGUCCUUGGGGACAGCUGGGGGAGCAUGCAGGGGGUAUAGGAGGUGGGGGUCCUGGCCUCGUGGCAUGACUGUUCAACCCAGACUUGUGUUUGGAAUUGUUCUUUUAUCAUUAAAGUAAACUUGACUCUGCA